This is a messenger RNA of Cornus florida, 1045 nucleotides long. RefSeq names its product F-box protein CPR1-like. The record is from RefSeq and is a predicted model, not a curated record. Bases 1 to 1029 code for a protein of 342 amino acids. NCBI's taxonomy places the organism in Eukaryota, Viridiplantae, Streptophyta, Magnoliopsida, Cornales, Cornaceae. The transcript has 2 exons.
AUGUCGGACAUCCCGGAGGAUUUGAUCGCCGACGUUCUCUCUCGGCUUCCAGUGGAGUGUCUGCUACGGUUCAGUGCAAUCUUUUCCGUAGCGAUAGACUCUCUUGUUGAUAUCCUGAAACAUGAUGACGAUAUUCUUCCACCAGCAUUCCACUUGCAUGAUCUGAAAUUAAAGUCCUAUGGUAUAAUAGGUUCUUGCAAUGGCUUGAUGUGUUUGUAUUCUCUUAGGUCUGGAACCCCCAUUUUGUUAAACCCUUCCACCAAGAAAUACCAACUUUUACCUCCAGUGCCAAAACCUUCUUUCAGAUACAGUCGUUUCCAUGAAUUUUAUGGAUUUGGGUAUGAUCCUGUGAAUGACGAUUACAAGAUUGUAAGGAUUGCUAGAUAUUUGGAUGAUCAACAUUUCCCCUUCCACAAUGAAGUAAUAGUUUAUAGUUUGAGAUCGAAUAUUUGGAGGGUGAUUAGUUGCAAUUUCCCUCCUAUCACUGUUACACAGAAACCCACAUUUCUCUCUUAUGGCGUGCUUUUUAAUGGUGCCUUGCAUUGGGUAGCUACUCGCCAGCCCGGAUCACGUAUGGAUGGAUUUAUUAUUGUUGCUUUUGAUCUCGUGGAUGAGAACUAUCGGGAGGUGCAACUCCCAAACACCUCGGGUAAUCAUGGCAUGACUUUGGGGGUUUCGGGUGGAUGCUUGUUCUUCAGUUGUAUUGAUGGUGAUGAUGAUGAUAUGGUUGAAUUAUGGGUCAUGAAGGAUUACAUGGUCCACGAGUCGUGGACCAAGAUUUCUAUAGCUUUCUUGUCCCGAGUAUAUAUGAAAAAAAUUUGGGAAGUGAGAAUUUUAGAUUAUUCAAAUAGCAGCAGUGAAGUACUCUUAACACAAAUUAAUAUGACACUUUGUUGGUUAGACCUGAAAGAGCAAAAAGUUGUAGAUGUUGGCAUUGGUUCAUCUGCAGCAGAGAUAUGCAUCCCGAGCCUUGUUAAGCUUUCUUCGGAUCUUGGAACCAAUGUCUAUAAAUGUUGCUGUGGUUUAUGAAGCCUUUGUAGUACGU